This is a messenger RNA of Lathyrus oleraceus (garden pea), 1360 nucleotides long. RefSeq names its product senescence-specific cysteine protease SAG39. The transcript is spliced from 2 exons. Bases 148 to 1185 code for a protein of 345 amino acids. Lineage: Eukaryota; Viridiplantae; Streptophyta; Magnoliopsida; Fabales; Fabaceae. Gene Ontology annotation, biological process: proteolysis. Gene Ontology annotation, molecular function: cysteine-type peptidase activity. The record is from RefSeq and is a predicted model, not a curated record.
CAAAAUGUGAAAAUAUCAAAAUGUUAAAAUAUUCAAUUCACCAUAAAAUUGCCUAUUAUAAAUACCACAAAGAUCAUUCAGUAUAGGCACACAUUUAGCUGCUAACAUAUCAACUCAAAUCAAAAACACUUGUUUCUCACACACACCAUGGCUGCUCAAAAUCAAUUAUAUCAAAUUAGUGCAUUGUCACUUAUGUUCUGCUUGGGAUUGUGUGCGCUCCAAGUCACUUCUCGCACUCUCCAAGACGACUCUAUCUAUGAAAGGCACCAACAAUGGAUGAGUCACUAUGGCAAAGUCUAUAAGGAUUCUCAAGAAAGGGAGAGUCGUUUAAAGAUAUUUGCAGAAAACGUGAACUACAUUGAAGCGUCUAACAAUGCUGAAAAUAAGAAAUCGUACAAACUAGGCAUUAAUCAAUUUGCAGACCUCACCAACGAGGAGUUCACCACAUCUAGAAACAAAUUCAAAGGUCAUAUGUGCUCCUCAAUCACAAGGACAACUACUUUUAGAUAUGAAAAUGUAACUGCAAUUUCAUCCACAGUUGAUUGGAGGAAGAAAGGAGCAGUAACACCUGUGAAGAAUCAAGGCCAAUGUGGAUGUUGUUGGGCCUUUUCUGCUGUUGCAGCAACAGAAGGAAUUCAUCAGUUGAGUACUGGAAAAUUGAUCUCUUUAUCAGAACAAGAACUUGUUGAUUGCGACACAAAAGGUGUAGACCAAGGUUGUGAGGGUGGUCUUAUGGAUGAUGCUUUCAAAUUCAUCAUUCAAAAUCACGGACUCAGCACGGAAGCUCAAUACCCCUAUCAAGGUGUUGAUGGAACUUGCAGUGCAAACCAAGCAUCCACCCAAGCGGCUACCAUUACUGGGUAUGAAGAUGUCCCGGCCAACAAUGAGCAGGCACUACAAAAAGCUGUUGCGAAUCAACCAAUUUCUGUAGCCAUUGAUGCUAGUGGAUCCGACUUUCAAUUUUACAAAAGUGGCGUCUUUACUGGUUCAUGUGGAACUGAGCUCGAUCAUGGUGUCACUGCUGUGGGUUUUGGCACCGAUAGUGAUGGAACCAAAUAUUGGUUGGUUAAGAACUCAUGGGGAACUGAUUGGGGUGAAGAAGGAUACAUUAGGAUGCAAUUGGGAGUUGAUGCUGCUGAAGGACUAUGUGGCAUUGCAAUGCAAGCAUCUUACCCUACUGCUUAAAUAUUAAGUAUUUAUGUUACCUAAACUUUGUAAAUCAAGCUAAAUUAUGAUUGAUUUUGCAUUUAUCAUCUAUUAGCUACAUCAAUCAUGAUUUUUGUGACUAUUUAUGUAUAUUAUAUACAUCUACUUGUGCAUUUAACAAUACAAGAAAAUAUGAAGACUAACUCUUAUAUUU